Chaetomium strumarium is the source of this 387-nucleotide messenger RNA. RefSeq lists its product as uncharacterized. The record is from RefSeq and is a predicted model, not a curated record. The coding region runs from base 1 to 387 and encodes 128 amino acids. The transcript has 4 exons. Lineage: Eukaryota; Fungi; Ascomycota; Sordariomycetes; Sordariales; Chaetomiaceae.
AUGUUCGGUGUGCAACUUCUUUCUGGCCUAAGCAAUUUAAGCGCCGUGCCGCUGCCCAAGAUAGUAUUGUUCGUACUGAUGACCGGUCAGGCUCGUUCCAAACUCGCGACGUGCGGCCCCAAGUUCAACUGGGGCGCGUACGUUCCCCAACUGAGCCGAGCUCCGCUCAUAUCAGCUGCUGCCCUGUGGCGUGUCUCAUUGGUUACCGUUCUGUCGGGACCGCUAGCGGCUUCUCAGUCUGCCAAUGGGGAACGCGCCUUCCUCGAUCACAGCACCCAUGUGUCUGCAGAGCAGGCCGCCGAAUCAAUAGUUCCAGACUGGGCAAAUGUUGACGAGAAAGUUGUCGACCCUAGGAGACAGAAGAUCAUUGCCGCAGGAAUCCUGUGA